Acipenser ruthenus (sterlet) is the source of this 5879-nucleotide messenger RNA. Its product is annotated as bifunctional 3'-phosphoadenosine 5'-phosphosulfate synthase 2-like. Gene Ontology annotation, molecular function: adenylylsulfate kinase activity; sulfate adenylyltransferase (ATP) activity; ATP binding. Gene Ontology annotation, biological process: 3'-phosphoadenosine 5'-phosphosulfate biosynthetic process; sulfate assimilation. The record is from RefSeq and is a predicted model, not a curated record. The transcript has 12 exons. Bases 155 to 1999 code for a protein of 614 amino acids. Lineage: Eukaryota; Metazoa; Chordata; Actinopteri; Acipenseriformes; Acipenseridae.
GAGGAGGCUGGACUAGGGAGAAUGCUACGUGUCUAGGUUCCUUUUAAAACCCCCUCUUCUCUGUACCUCUACUCCUAAGCAACUGAUCACAUUCCGAUCAGCCGUCUGGAGACGAGGAAUCCAUACAGCUCCGGGUACACAGCAGAAAUACACUAUGUCAGGAAACAAGAAGCAGCGGACGGAUCUGCAGAGGUCUACCAAUGUUGUGUACCAGGCCCACCAUGUGAGCAGGACUAAGAGAGGGCAGGUGGUUGGCACCAGGGCAGGCUUCCGUGGCUGCGUUGUCUGGCUGACUGGUCUUUCGGGGGCUGGUAAGACGACCAUUGGCUUUGCCCUUGAGGAAUACCUGGUGUCCCACGCCAUUCCCUCCUACUCUCUGGACGGGGACAACAUUCGCCACGGGCUCAACAAGAACCUGGGCUUCUCCACCACGGACCGCGAGGAAAACAUUCGUCGAAUCGCUGAGGUGGCAAAGCUGUUUGCAGACGCUGGUCUCGUUUGCAUCACCAGCUUCAUCUCGCCAUACACCAAGGAUCGUGCCGAAGCACGAAAGAUUCUCGAGGCUGCGGGGCUGCCCUUCUUCGAGGUGUUUGUGAACGCGCCGCUGGAUGUCUGUGAGAGUCGAGACGUCAAGGGUCUCUAUAAGAAGGCACGCGCUGGAGAGAUUAAAGGUUUCACAGGCAUUGACUCCGAGUACGAGAAGCCAGAGGCUCCGGAGCUGGUGCUGAAAACUGGCCAGGCGACAGUGAAUGAGUGCAUACAACAGCUGGUGGGGCUGCUGCAGGAGCAGAGUAUUGUUCCUACUUCAGUGAUGGAGGAGGUGAAGGAGCUCUUUGUGCCAGAAAACAAGCUGGACUUGGCACAGGCUGAGGCCAAGACACUGCCCACACUCCAGAUCACCCAGCUCGAUAUGCAGUGGAUGCAGGUGCUGGCUGAAGGAUGGGCGACACCACUAAAAGGAUUCAUGAGGGAGAGAGAGUUCCUGCAGGUCUUACACUUUUGCACGUUAUUAGAUGGAGGAACGAUCAACCUGUCUGUGCCCAUCGUUCUGCCUGUGUCCUCGGAAAACAAGGAGAGCCUGGACGGCUGUGCUGUGAUAGCUCUGGAGUAUGAAGGCCGCAAGGUGGCCAUUCUCCGCAACCCUGAAUUUUAUGAGCAUAGGAAGGAGGAGCGAUGUGCCCGGCAGUGGGGGACCACCUGUGCCAAACACCCUCAUAUAAAGAUGGUGAUGGAGGGUGGUGAUUGGCUAGUCGGUGGUGACCUGGAGGUGCUGGAGCGAAUCAAAUGGAACGAUGGACUAGACCAGUAUCGCCUGACUCCUACGGAACUCAAGCAGAAAUUCAAGGAAAUGAAAGCUGAUGCCAUUUUUGCUUUCCAACUGCGUAACCCUGUCCACAACGGACACGCCUUGCUGAUGCAGGACACCAAGCGCCGGCUGCUAGAAAGGGGGUACAAGCGCCCGGUGCUGCUCCUCCACCCCCUGGGUGGCUGGACCAAGGAUGAUGAUGUGCCCCUGGCCUGGCGCAUGAAGCAGCACGCUGCAGUGCUGGAGGAGGGGGUUCUGGACCCCAACUCCACCAUAGUGGCCAUCUUCCCUUCACCCAUGAUGUAUGCUGGACCUACAGAAGUUCAGUGGCACUGCAGGGCACGGAUGAUUGCUGGAGCCAACUUCUACAUCGUGGGUCGGGACCCGGCUGGAAUGCCCCAUCCCGAGACCAAGAAGGACAUCUAUGAGCCGACUCACGGAGCAAAGGUGCUGACCAUGGCCCCCGGCCUCACCUCCGUGGAGAUCAUUCCCUUCAGAGUGGCCGCCUAUAACAAAGCAAAGAAAGCAAUGGACUUCUAUGAUAAGGAACGGCACAGUGAGUUUGACUUCAUCUCAGGAACUCGUUUGAGGAAGCUUGCUCGCGACGGUGAAUACCCCCCUGAUGGCUUCAUGGCUCCCAAGGCAUGGAAAGUCCUGACCGAAUACUAUGUCUCUCUGGGAAAAGAGAACUAACUUUUAAUUGUAAAUGUAGGAAACACUGGUUGAAUAGCUGAUUUUAUCCAACUGUAAAUGAUCAUCUUUAAAAAAAAAAAAACCAAACAGCAACUUAUUUUUUAUUUUAAAAAGUAGGAGCUAAAUAUUUGAAUAGAUGACCUGUAAAUCUGUCCAGUUAUAUAGCUAUAUAUAGGCUUGCUGCUAUUCGAUUUUUAUUUUUUGCCAAAUCGACGAUUAAUAUCGACGUUUAUUUUAGAAUGAAUUUACCGUUUUUUUUUCAAUAUUUAUUUUUCAAUUCAAGCAGAGAAUGGGUGAAAUCGACCUUUAUGCUUUAAAAAAAAAAAAAAACUUUUUAUGCCAUUGAGAAACAUCUCAUUCAGCGAAGCCCCUUUAUCACAUUCAACAUGCAACAAAACCAUGGUUACCAGCAUUCUAAUUGAAGUAACAUUUGGUCACAGCAGAGCUAUACCUUGUAAAGAUAAAGAUCCUACACAAAUAAAAAAAUUGAAAACAUUCAAGCAUACAAAAGUGUAUUACACAGACUUUUGUAGCAUACAUUUAUGAGUAAAAAUAAUAUGCACAGAACAAAACAUUAGAUAGCUGAACAGAACUAACUUGCACUUAUUCUUCAGCACAGCUGGAGUCACUGGAAGGUAAGGCAGACGGGCCACGGAGACGUCGGUCAGGGGAUUGUGCACAAUACUCAUUAAGUGUUUUCCUCUUGCACCCCAUUUUCAAAUCAAACUAGUAACUGUCACCGUAUACCUAGGAAAAGCCUACCUACACCUUAACCUGCUAAUUUCAAAAGUAGGCGCACUUUUGCUAGCAAAUGAAAGUGCAGUCGGUACAGGUCUUGAUGAUUGACAGUCAUUUAAACGAAUGAGAGCAUUCUGACGCUGCUUCAGUCAACGAGAUCUGUCAGAACUGGGUGAAAUGACAGUGAAACUAUACUAACAGAUCACUGAGAUGAUUGACAGCGACCCCUAGCCAUUCAGAGUGGAACAGAGACGGGACAGACUGUAAGUAUAAAAACUAAACAAACUAUAGAUGAUUUCUAAAUUUGUUAUUUUGGUACGAAAAUAAAAAAUAGCGAGUGGUUUUACUGACGUUUAUCCUAUAUACUGGUAUAUAGGAUAACUCUCAUUUUUUGGGAAUUUGACAUUUAAUGAGCUUUACCGAUUUAAUAUCGAAAAGUAGCAAGCCUAGCUAUAUAUAUAUAUAUAUAUAUAUAUAUAUAUAUAUAUAUAUAUAUAUAUUCUUUUAUAUUGUUUACCUGAAUGUUACCUUCUCCAGCCUGUCAUAGAUGUGUAUUUAGCACCCCCAGUGGUAGAGGCAGGUAGUACUAAACUUCAGAAGCCAGCUACUGCAUGCAAAGGAUCCGCAACAAAUGCUCCCAGUUUUAAGAGACCAAAUUAAAUAUUUUUACAAUGCAAAAUCAUGAAGGCAAUCUGAUUGCUCUGAUAGAAUGCUUGUUUUUAUCAGUUUGCCACUUUUUAUUAGUUUUCCUUGUGACUGAAUUAAAUCGAGUAACAUAGGAUCUUUUACAACUAAUUACUUUGUCUGUCCAAAAAGCAUAUGGUUUCAAUGACAGUUUAUCAUUAAAGGAGCCACCUACAUUUUAUAUUGUAGGUAAUGGCCAAUUGAGUUCUUCUUUUCAGCUUAGGAAAUGCUGCAUUACUAGAGAACAACCCACUUUUGUACCUUCCUGAAUCUCCUGUUAAUACCAGCAACUGAAAAGGGAGAAAUAAUUAUUGAAUGCUUCAAGAACAACUUGAUCCUUUAAUCAUGUUGCUAACAAAUAUCAACAGCUGCCUGAAGGAAAUGCCUUUCACUUCUUAUUGUACUGCAGCUGACAAUCUCAGCACAAGACAAGAGCCCACAUUCUCUUCAUCAAGUGCCUAUUUUUGUAAACUCACUGUUUUAAGUGUUAAAAGCCUGGUUUAGUGACCAAAAUAAAUGGCAGUACCUCAAAUGUGCUGAACAUUGCUGUUACCUAGUGUGCCGUUUCCUUGCCGUACAGCAUCUAGAAAAACAUUUAACAGUUUAUUUGGGUGCUAUAGAUAGGAAGAAGCCUGUGCAAAUAUUAUUAAAUAUUGGUUUUAUAUUGUAUGUUAGUCCAAGUGGCUAUCAAGCCUUUUAAUUAUUAAAACAUAAAACAGUACCAAACAUUAUUUGUAUAACAUAUUUAUUAAAGUACUGAAUUCCAAACUUGUGCCUUAAAUUAGUCUUAACAUGUUUUAAAAUGUGUAUCAUAUUAGCCAGUGUUGUAUAUCCUAUACAAUAUGAUUUAGGUUUUAAAAUAAAAGUUUGUACAAAACAAUCUGGUGGUGUUGUUUAGUUCUAAUGACGACAAUACAGAUUGGACUCAUUUUUCAGCUUCUCUUUUUAAAACAUAGUAUUUUAUAUUGAAUUUUAAUGUGAUUUUUCCAUUACUGUUAUUUUUUUGUAUAAGCUAUAUGGGUUUUUGGAGGUUAUUAUUUUAUUAUUAUAAGGUCACUUUCGAUGUGUCUACACUUCACAUCAGCAGUGGGAUGCUCUUAAAACCUGCACAUUGGAAAGGUGACUGUCGAGUAACUAAUCAGAAUCGUAGACUUGUAUCUCAAAACAUCUGUGCUAGUCUCGUAUCGUGAAACGCGUCACUCUAGAUGAAAAACGGAACCCAUUGUUCAGUGGCCUUUAGCUGAGCCGAACUUCCCAAAUAAAUUGUAAAAGCACAAUCCAAUUUAACUUCAAAAGACAACACACACAAUAGAGGUUUAACUUGUGUUUUAUUACUAUCACAGCAGUAUAAUACAGACUGAAAAUAAAAAAUAUUAACUUAUGUAUCCAUUAAAAUCUGCUUAAAUUUGCAAUGAACUUACAGUUCUUUAUUUUUUUACAUUUUAUAUACAUUCCCCAUGUACCCCUGAAGAACUGAAAUACAUCCCAUGUUGAAAUGAGAGUCAAUAUGGUGUUGUGAUGAAUUAUUAGGGUGAUUCAAGUUUUACAACAGUUACACUGCUCUAAAUUCAGUAAUACCACAAAGCAAAGCAAAUUAGAAAACACAAAUACUUCUUUUCCAGCAGUAAUUCUCUUAUAAUACAGUAUAUAAUAGAUCAUACUGCAUUUCAUUCAAAAGUACCCUAGAACUAUAGCAAGUACUACACCACCAAUCUUGCAAGAAUUUCUGUAAAACACCUUUACACUCUUUAGUGCAAACUAAGUGCAUAUUUCUUUAUGUUUAGCAGUUUUGUUUAGUUCAUCAGUACUCUAUGCUGUAAAAACUAUUUAAAGAUGGCCAAGUUUAACCAUAUUUAGAACCUACACAGCCUCUUUUUCUAAACCUAAGCCCAAGCGCAACAUUGGGGAACACUUGAGUGUUAAUCCAUAUCCAUAACUAUUAAAUAUUCAAUAGUGCUAAAUUUAGAAAUGCCAAGACACUUAAUAGAUUCAAUAACAAACAUUUGGACUAGAAGUCAAAGACAUGAAAAAACAUGAACUUGACCAACUUAUGUGAUCACCAACGGUGACAAUUCAAAAACUCAACUGAGCUAACAUCCUUGUCUGGCCGACAGUAUUGUGGGGAGUCCCUCAUAGUGAAACUCACAGAGUACAAGUUUUUGAUAUCACACCAAGGCAAAUCUAAUAAAAAACAUGAAUGUUCUGUACAGGAAAUGGUCAGGUUAUAAGGCUUAGGGGAGUGUGUUGAAGUCAUCUUAGACUCUCCUUCUAGAAUCCACCUGGCUUGUUGUAAAUAGAGACUACAUGAUCAUAUCUAGAAAUGGCAAGAACACUGCUAAUUUAUUUUAACUUUAAAUGCUCGAUCAUACAUUCUGAGAAAGCUACAGCAAACGUUUUGUCUUCUGCCUUCAGUCUGACUACAUAUAUGCAGACAUUAACCCAAAUAUUUUCCAACUUG